This is a messenger RNA of Xenopus laevis (African clawed frog), 1783 nucleotides long. Its product is annotated as sialic acid-binding Ig-like lectin 13. The record is from RefSeq and is a predicted model, not a curated record. The transcript has 9 exons. NCBI's taxonomy places the organism in Eukaryota, Metazoa, Chordata, Amphibia, Anura, Pipidae. Bases 227 to 1534 code for a protein of 435 amino acids.
UAUCUAAAACCAGUAUCAUUAUGGUCAUCCUAACCCAAAAUAUACUUCUUUAACAGAUAUGAAGUAACACAUUAGAAAUCAUUAAAUGGAUCCUCCGUGGUGGCUCUGGACAUUUUUAAUUCAACGACGUUGAAUUUGCAAGUGACAUAAAUACAAAAGCUCCAAGUUCUGUAGAAGAAACAAGGACAUUGUACCAGAAGAAGGACACUUCUGGGUGAGAUAUUACAUGAUGGAGCACUACAAACACUUUCAUAGGAUCAUUCUUAUGGUUGUUCUUCAAGGCUGGUUCCCAGGUUCCUACAGUCAGGAUUCCACGAUUACCCUCCCUAAAUCCAUCAGAGCAUUGAGAGGAUCCUGUGUGGAGAUUCCCUGCUCAUUCAUCCACUCUGUGGACUUGGAUUACGUCAAUCUGAUUUGGUACAAGAAAUUAUUACCAUAUGAUGAGAUUAUUUUUGACCAAUAUUUUUCAUCUCAAAUAUAUGAGCGUUACAGAGGUCGCACUUCCCUGGUCGUCAAUGAAACAAACAGUUGCUCCCUGAGGAUUAAUGAUGUGCAAGAAACAGGCACUUAUUAUCCCUACAUACAUGGAAACUGUGAUGAUAUCACUGAUUGUCAGACUGUGAAGGUCUACUUAUCAGAUGUUCCCAAUAAGCCAUCAAUACAGAUACCCUCAAGCCUAAAAGAGGAAGAAAGUGUCUCCAUCUCCUGCUCUGUAGAACACACCUGCCCCUCCAGUCCCCCUACUCUACGUUGGAACAAAGAUGGAUAUAAUCUCACUGCAACGCAGGAGAAACUUAAGGAUGGAGUAUGGAAAGUUGAUACUGUUAUGGCAUAUCUCCCGUCAUACCAGGACCAUGGAACUACACUUGAAUGUGAGGCUACUUAUCCAAAUGGUCUCAAAUCCCAACACAUGACCACAUUAAAUAUAAAAUUCUCUCCAAAAAACAUCAGGGUUGUUAUGUUUGAAGGGAAGAAGGAAGUUAAAGAGUCAGAUGAAAUUCGUUUAAUCUGCACCAGUGAUGCCAACCCGGCAGCCAAUGACUUUAUCUGGUACAACAAUAAGAGAAAUGAGACUGAGGAGCUGAGAGAGGAACAUGGACAGAACAUAAUAAAUGUGACUGUUGGGUGGGACAGAGAGAAAUUCUCCUGCACUGCAAGGAACCCAUUGGGUGAGGGAAAGUCUGGUGUUUUGGAGCUGCAGGUUUUAUCUGUACCGACAAAAAUGGGACUGCCAAUGUGGAUUAUAAUCGGAACUGUAGCUGGUGCUGUAUUGGUCAUCCUAUUGAUUCUGGGUCUAUAUUUAUUUCUCAGAAAGUCAAAGAAACGGGAAUCUUCAGGAGGCAAGAGGGUGGAGACCGAUUAUCAGAAUUUCCAGAUUCCUGAAAGUCCGUACACUGCCCUUCAGAUGAGAGACACAUCACUAUAUGAAGUAAUAAAGAAUUCCCAGUCCACUGAAAGUCCCUACACUGCUCUUCAGAAGAGAGAUGCGGCCGAAUAUCAUGAAAUCAAACUAAAGCCAAUGAAAAAGAUUUGACAUUUCUUCAUCCCAGUUAAGAGAAAGAAAGAAGAGGAAUGCGCUGGAUCUGAACAUGGAGACUUUCUAGAAACGUUAACUGUGAUAUCAAAGAAAAGAAUAACCUUACUAACAGUCAAUCAACAUAAAAUACAUUAGAAAUGCACUGUCCAGACCUGCUUUUUACUAUGUUUUAGAAUUCUAAGCAACUUUUCAAUUGGCCUUGAUUCCUUUUUUAAAAAAAGUACCUUCUUCUUCUGACUCUUUCCA